GCGCUGCUGGGUGCCUGCAGACUGGCUGGAGCGGCAGUCGCCGGCAGUGCACCCGUGGCGACGCGCGCCCCGCAGGCUCUGCACCACCAGCCACUCGCGACAGGAAAUGUUAUGAGCCGGCGAGUGAACCGCAACCAACUUUAUGGACCAAAUAAAAAUACGUGUGACUGAGUGAUAAAGUGAGGAAGUUAUUGUGCAAUUAUUCAGAGUUUCUGGCGCUCAUAGAUGCGGGGGGCAUGGUGAUGGUGACCGGGGCGUGAGGGUCGCGGGGCAUGGAGGCGGUGUGCGGGCGGGGGGACGCGCCCUGUGAGGUGGCCGCCCUGGCCGCGGCGCUGCAUGCCCUGCACCUGUACUGCGCCGCCCUCGCCGCUGCUCUCAUCAUCUGCUGCGCGCCGAAACCGCCUGCUUGGUACGGGCGGGUGUCAUGGCGUGGCCAAAACGCGCGUGGCGUGGCGAGCCUGGCGCUGCUGGCGGUGUGGGCGCUGGGCGCAGCUGCAGCGGUACUCCGGACCAGCGCGAGGGUGUCCCUAGCCGCGGCUCUACUGGCCCCGGCUGGCGGGCUGGCGGCCGCCGCACUGCACGUGGCGCUGUGGUCCCGCCGCGCCGCCGCGCCCCUGCUGUACCUCGCGCUCUACCACCUGCUCGCAGCCGCCGCCGCCGCCGCCCGGCUCUACCAACACCUACACGCGGGCCUCGACGUCCAGGCCAUCGACCUGCACAUACAAGCGCUGUCCUUCAUCUUCGCUAGCAUUGUUGCCAUCGUCGACUGCAUUUGUUUUUACGAUGAGGUAACUAAAAGUUUUUACAAGAACUGCAAACCGUCGGCAGCGCCCACGCAAUCAGUGCACAACGUCGCCUACGAACACUGCGACGCUCACUUCUACUCCAAAAUAACCUUCUUCUGGCUCAACCCCCUCCUGUACAGGGGCUACGAAACUCCACUAGAAAGCGAAGACUUGGGCGAACUGCCAGAAAAGGAACGCUCUCACAAACACUACCACAAGUUCAACAAAAUAUACAAAGAUCAAGUGGUAUCAAAGGAUGAGCUCAAAGAGAAGCAGAGCUUGUUCCGGUGCUACAUCCGCAUGGUUUGGCCGAACUUCUAUCUGGCGGGUAUUCUGAAGCUGUUCAGCGACGUGAUGGGUCUGGUGCCUCCGCUGGGGCUGGCAGUCAUCAUCGACUACAUCGCCGCCCCCCCCGCGCCGCCCCCCGCCGAGACCGUCACAGUCAGCGAGUUCCUCAACAAUGGCUAUGUGAUGCUACUUAUACUCACAUUAGCCUUAAUAGCCCAGGCGUUAUUGUCUCAAAAUUCUACUCACUUGGUCACGGUCGAGGGAACUCGAUUGAAGACGGCAUUGCAGGGCAUGAUAUACGACAAAUGCAUGCGCCUCGCGCCGUGGGCGGCGUCCAUGAACGACGUGGACGAGGAGUCCCCGCUGCUGAGCGCCACGCAGUCGGCGCAGGCGCAGCUGGGGCUGCUCACCAACCUCGUGUCGCAGGACACGUACAACAUCAUGUCGUGUGUGUGGAUCUGCCAUUACACUUGGGCUAUACCUUUGAAGGUGUCGGCAAUUUUAUAUCUCCUCUACACAAAGUUGGGAGUGAGUGCCAUCAUCGGAACAGUGGCAAGCAUCGUGCUCAUCACUCCUCUGCAGUUCUACAUCGGCAAGAAAAUAUCAGACAACUCCAAGGAAAUAGCCAAGUGCUCCGACCAUAGGAUAUCCAAGAUGACGGAAAUACUACAGGGCAUUAAUGUGAUCAAACUGUAUGUUUGGGAAGAUCUGUUCAACGAAAAGAUAUUGAACCUUAGGGAGCUGGAAUUGAAGCAUCUGAAUAAGGAUACUAUUCACUGGAACCUAUUGACAUUCACGACGCAAGCGUCAACGAUCCUGGUGACGUUCAUAACAUUCACGGCGUACGUGUUCCUGCACACGGCUGAAGGACUGACGGCCGUGAACGUGUUCGCGGGGCUCGCGCUGUUCAACCAGCUCACGGUGCCGCUGCUGAUACUGCCUGUUACUGUGCUUAUGAUCAUUCAGGCUAUGGUGAGUUCCAAACGAAUAAAGGAGUUCUUAGAUCUUCCCGAGUCCAAUAACGUUCAAGAAGACGAAGACAGCGACGACGCCGGCAACCAGAAACAAAAGACAAACGUUUUUAACGAAGCAUUUAUUGACCAAAAACCAGAGGACGAAGAUUCCUUCACGGAAACUGAUAAAAUAGACAAUCAAGCUGUAAAUAAUCUGGAUAAUGAUAAUGACUCGGACGAUGAAAUACCAUCGCCUACGAUAGAUGACACUCAACCUCUUGUAAAGUUUCAAAAUGCUUUAUUCAGUUGGGGAAUAAGGAACGAUAAUUCACAGAUUGAAGUUGACGAUCUAGAUAUACCGCCAGGUAAAUUAAUAAUGGUUGUUGGUGCUACUGGGUCUGGCAAGUCUUCAUUAUUGUCGGCCAUACUUGGCGAAAUGUAUUUGGAGCGAGGCAGUGUCACUUGGAACGGAGCCCGUUCCACAUGGUACGCGGGGCAGCCGCCGUGGCUGCUGGAGGGGUCGGUGCGGUACAACAUCGUGCUGGGCGGCAGCUGGUGCCGGCGGCGGUACGCGCGCGUGCUGCGCGCCGCGGGGCUGCGGCCCGACUUGCAGCUGCUGCCAGAAGGCGACGCGACAGUGCUCGGCAGCCGCGGCACGCCUCUCUCCGGGGGCCAGCGCGUACGAGUAGGCGUGGCUCGUGCCCUCUACUCCCGCGCCCGGCUGGUGGCUCUGGACGAGCCGCUAGGCGCCCUAGACGCCGCGCUGGCUCGCCAUGUGGUGGCAAGAGCCCUGGUGCCGGCGGCCAGGGCGGGCCGGACGGUGCUGCUGGCGACUAACAGGCUGGAGCUUAUGCAUUAUGCUGAUUUGAUCCUAGUGAUGGAAGAAGGCCGUGUAAGCGCAUUUGGCCGGACAGGAGGCACAGGCGGCGUGCUGGCGCGCUGGGCUCGCCUGGCCGCGGAGGCGCGCGCGGGGGCGGCGCGGGGCGCGGGCGCGGGGGGUGGGGGCGCGGCCCGUGAGCGGACCCGGCUGGUGCGGGCGUUGAGUCGAGCGACGAUACAGAGGAGGAUUGCGCAGGAUGUUUCGCUAGGCAGCUGUUCCGUGGCGGGGGCUCACCUGCUGACGGAGGUGGCGGUGUGCGGUGGCAGCUGGCGCGUGUCGCCGCCGCGCCGCCCGCCGCUCUGCCGGCAGCUCUCCUCGCCGCCGCCCGCUAACAAGGUGCGUCGCGACGUGCGGCGCGUGGUGAGCGCAGACGCGAGCAGCGCGCUGCAGCGGCAGGCCAGCUGCGUGCGCCGCUUCCUGCGGCCCAGGCCCCUCGCCAGGUGGACGCCGCGGCCGCUGCGUCGUCUGCUCAGCUCUGACUCAGACACCGUCAACGAAGACCAUGAAAAUGGUAGAACAGACGAGUCUGCAAUGGAGAGCACAUUCGCGUCCAUAACGAGUAACGGAGUGGAGACCGCCCCCGUCACCAACAUCGUGUCAGAUAAGGAACCAGCCAGACAUGUAGAUAAUGAGUGUUCAGUAUGGCUGUGCUACAUCCGCGCAUGCGGCUGGUGGGGCGCGGGCGGCGCGGCGGCGGCGGCGGGCGCUCAGCUGCUGGCCGUGGCUGCCGACUGCUGGCUCGCGUAUAUUACGACGGAGAAUGCUAAGAGAGAUAUUACACGGGAGCAGAUGUGGCAAUGGAUGUCCGGCUACGCGUUCUGGUGCGGCGGCGGCUUGUUCCUCGCCGGCCUAGCUCGGGCGCUGGGCGGCGCGGCGGGCGGCGCGGCGCGGCGGGUCCUACACGAGCGGCUGCUACACGCCACGCUGCACGCGCCGCUCGCGCACCACCACGCCACGCCGGUGGGGUUCAUGCUGCACCGGUUCUCGCAUGAUGUGCAUGUUGUGGAUUCGAAACUGCCUACAGCGGUGACAAGGUGGGCGCAACUAGCGCUGACGUGCAUCGCUGCGGCGCUGGUGAGCGUGGCGGCGGCGCCGUGGAGCCUGCUGGCGCUGGCCCCCGCCGCGGCGCUGUACCUGACGCUGCAGGGCGUCUACUUGAGGAACGCCAGAGAGCUGCAAUGCGCGGAGGCCCGCAGCGCCGCGCCCAUAGUCUCCCUCGCUGGCGAGACGGGCGCGGGCGGGGCCACCAUCCGCGCCGCGAGACUGCAGAGGCAGCUCCGGACCAACUUCCUGAACAAGCUGGACCACAACCACAAUGCGCUGCUGCUGCUCAAUGCCGCUAAUCGCUGGCUUGGACUUACUAUGGACCUAGUAGGAGCAGCAGCAGUAUGCGUAUCCCUGGCCGUAUCUGCCUGGUGCGGGGGCGGCGGCGGCGCGGGCGGCGCGCUGGCCGGGCUGGCUGGCGCCCACGCGUUACUACUGCCGUUGUACCUCGCUCAUCUAGCCAAGUGCAGGGCCGACCUGGCGCUGCAUCUCGCGGCCGUUGAACGCCUGGUGGCUGAUACUAAUGUGCCACAGGAGGAUUAUCGGGAUGAUUGUCCCAUCCCGGCGGGGUGGAAGCGCGACGGCCGCAUCUCGUUCGAGGACGUGUCCGUGACGCACGAGCCCGGCGCGCCGCCCGCGCUCACGCACGUACAGCUGGCAGUACAGCCGGGGGAGAAGGUAGCAAUCUGCGGGCGCAGCGGUAGCGGCAAGUCCACUCUACUCAUGUCAUGCGUCGGAGCGACCUCUAUCUCACGAGGCCGCGUGCUCAUCGACGGACAAGACGCCACACUAGUGCCCCUCAGAGCCCUGCGACACCGCCUGGUGGUACUACCGCAGGAAGCCAUGCUCUUCUCCACUACGCUCCGGGAGAAUCUGGACCCGCUCGGGGUCCACACUGAUAUGGAGAUCUGGAGCUGCUUGAGGGUUGUAGGGUUGUACGAGUUUGUGGCGGCGCAGUCGGCUGGGCUUGAAUGCAUGGUGGCGAGCACCGGCGGCGGCGGCGGCGCGUGGAGCGCGGGGCGGCGCGCGCGCGCCUGCGCGGCGCGGGCGGUGCUGCGCGCGCCGCUCGCCGCCGCGCUGCUAUUGGACGAGCCCGGCGCCGCGCUCGACGCGCCCAAUGAGCAGGCGCUGCUGGCGGCCGUCGCGCGUGCGGCACCGAACACUACGCUGCUUACUGUCGCUCACCGCAUGUCGUCAGUGAGCGGCUACGACCGCUGUGUGGUGGUGGACCGAGGCAGCGCCGUGGAGCAGCCCCCCUCCCGCCCCCCGCGCCCGCCCGCGCGCGACGCCUGACGCGGCUGAGCGGGCAUCAUCUUGUAUUUGCGACUGAAAGUUGAAACAUAGCCGGCCAGUCUGGAAA
Plutella xylostella (diamondback moth) is the source of this 5310-nucleotide messenger RNA. The record is from RefSeq and is a predicted model, not a curated record. NCBI's taxonomy places the organism in Eukaryota, Metazoa, Arthropoda, Insecta, Lepidoptera, Plutellidae.